Racocetra fulgida is the source of this 259-nucleotide messenger RNA. The record is from the annotation of a GenBank genome assembly. Lineage: Eukaryota; Fungi; Glomeromycota; Glomeromycetes; Diversisporales; Gigasporaceae.
AACCAAAAGUCAUCAAAAGAACCUUCAAAAGCCACCAAAAAUGCUGGAAGUACCAAGAAUCCAGAAAGAAACACCAAAAAGUUGUUAGAAGAACCUCUGAAAGCUGCCAAAAAAAAAUGCAAGAGUCCAAGAAUUCAGAAAAGACAUCUAGAAAGAACCGCUAAGAACAUCCAAAAUUCUUCAAAAAACGCCAGAAAUACUGAGAAUCUAGAAAGAAACAUCAAAAAGUCAGCAGAAGUACCCCAAAAAAACGCCAAAA